CAGGCCCUCUGCAUCCAAGUUGCGUUCGUUUUUGCGGUUGACUGCUGCACCGCUCUCCGUGUUGAUCACGAAAAAAACCAAUCAUCUUGAAUGAGUAUUAUUUUUUUUCAAGUAAGCAAUCAAUUUGAUUUUGUGUUAUAAAGUGUCAAGAACGCAAAAAUAUGUCAACGAGAUCAUUGCGUUCACGCUCGAGGAGCGUUUCUAGCGAAACUUCUAAUUCUUCAUGGAGUCGUAGGUCCGCAAAAAGUGAUAAAUCCAAUGAAGAUAAUGAAUCGGGAGUUGGUUCUGUGAGAGCUGACGACGAUAUAGCCAACGAUUCGUUCACUGCCAGAGAAAGCAGUGACGACGAUGCUGGUUCCGGGUCUGAUAAUAACGAUACCCAAAAUGAUGGAGAUUCUUUUGAUAGUUUUUCCGAAGAUGAUGAAAAGCAAAGACCCAAGAAAAAGCCAAAAAAGUUAGUUAGUGAUUUCAUUUUACAAGAAGCAGAAGUUGAUGACGAUGCAGAAGAUGAAGAAGAAUGGGAAGAUGGUGCCCAUGAACUAGGUAUCGUUGAAAAUGAAAUUGAAGAGCUGGGUCCAACUGCAAGGGAUAUCGAAGGCCGCAGAAGAAUCUCUAACAUGUGGGAUUCACAAAAAGAGGAAGAAAUUGAAGAAUACCUUCGAAAUAAAUAUGCGAGCGAAGCUGCUCAUUCGAAAAGAUUUGGAGAUGGGGGAGAAGAUAUGAAUAAUGAAAUAACUCAAAAAACAUUGUUACCGGAUGUCAAGGAUCCUAAUCUUUGGUUAGUCAAGUGUCGCAUUGGUGAAGAAAAUGCUACAAUUUUACUGUUGCAUCGAAAAUACCUAACUUUUGAAGAUACAGAUGAAGCACUUAAAAUAAAAAGUGCAGUUGCCCCUAGAGGAAUUAAGGGCUUUAUUUAUGUUGAGGCUUAUAAACAAGUUCAUGUUAAAGCUGCAAUUGAAAAUAUAAGUACAUUGAAAAUGGGUUAUUGGCAACAAAAAAUGGUACCAAUCAAAGAAAUGACAGAUGUAUUAAGAGUCACAAAUCGUGUUAAUUUGAAACCUCUUCAAUGGGUACGAAUUAAAAGAGGACUUUACAAAGAUGACAUUGCUCAAGUAGACUAUGUUGAUGUUGGGCAAAAUAAAGCUCACUUAAAACUUUUACCUAGAAUAGAUUAUUUAAAAUUACGAGGGGCAUUAAGGUUGAUGUCUGAUGAAAAAGAUGAACCAGUAAAGCGUAAGAAAAAAGGUAGCAGACCAGCACAGAAGCCUUUUGACCCAGAAGCAAUUCGUGCAAUUGGUGGUGAUAUUACAAGUAGUGGAGACUAUUUAGUAUUUGAAGGAAAUCAUUACAGUCAUAAAGGCUUUCUUUACAAAGAUUUCAAUUUAAAUGCAAUAGUAUCAGAUAGUGUUAAACCUACCUUAUCUGAAAUUGAAAGUUUUGAAGAAAAUCCAGAGAAUGUAAACCUUGAAUUGAAUCAAAAUGAUCCUUUUACAAGUCAAAGAGGAAUUGUAACUCAUUCAUUCAGCGUUGGUGACAAUGUUGAAGUCUGUGAAGGGGAAUUAGCUAACUUACUUGGCAAAGUUAUUUCUGUUGAUGGAAAUUCUGUUCAAGUUGCAGCAAAUCAUGAACAAUUAAAAGAGCCAAUAGAAUUUCCUGUAAGGGAAUUGAAAAAAUAUUUUGUCAUUGGUGACCAUGUCAAGGUACUCUCUGGCAAAUAUGAAGGAGACACAGGAUUGAUAGUUAGAAUAGAAGGAAAUCGAGCAGUUUUAUUUUCUGAUUUAUCUAUGCAUGAGCUCGAAGUUCUUACAAGUAACUUACAGCUAUGUCCUGACAUUGCUACAGGCGUCGAUAGUCUAGGAAAAUUUCAAUGGGGUGAUAUGGUACAAAUAGAUCCUCAAUCUGUUGGAGUAAUUGUCAGAUUGGAGCGUGAAAAUUUUCAACUGCUUACAAUGCACGGUCGAUUAAUAGAUGUUAAACCUGGGAGUAUUUCUAAGUACAGAGAGAACAAAAAUACCCUUGCAUUGGAUUGUCAGCAAAAUGCUAUUAGAAGAAAAGACAUUGUCAAAGUUGUUGAAGGCUUACAUGCUGGAAGACAAGGAGAAAUUAAACAUUUGUAUAGAAGUUUUGCGUUUCUUCACUCAAAAAUUUACAUUGAUACUGGUGGAAUGUUAGUUUGUAAAACAAGACAUUUGCAAUUAGUUGGUGGUAGUAAAAGCGACUCUGUAGUAAACUAUACUACUCCGAUAUUCAUGUCACCUGCACGAUCUGAAAGAAGUGUAGAUGAAAAUAAUGACAAAAAUAAAGGCCGAAAUUAUACUCGUAUCGGUAAUUUGGGUCCUAGCCGCGAUCGAAAAAUUAUCGGACAUACUAUUAAGAUAACAGGUGGUCCUUACAAAGGAAAUAUCGGAUUUGUCAAAGAUGCAACCGAAUCAACAGCUCGAGUUGAACUGCAUUCACCCUGUCAGACAAUAUCAGUCGAUCGAUCGCACAUAUUUAGUAUAAGUCAGCCUGAUACAGCAAAUCAAGAUCAAAAUCUUAGUACUCCAAUGUAUAGAGAAUAUGGGAAAAAAACUCCAUCGCAUCCAAGUGGUUCACAGACGCCUAUGCAUGGUUCACAAACACCGAUGCACGGUUCACAGACACCUCUAUACGAAACUGGCAAUCGAACACCCUACUACGGAUCAAUUACGCCGCAACAAGAUGGUUCUCGUACUCCAAACCCUACUGGAGCAUGGGAUCCUACGGUUUCUAACACGCCAGCUAGAAGCAGUGAAUAUGAUGACAGGGAUGGAAACAAUGAUAGUAUGGAAGAUGUCCCAUUCUCACCAUAUCAAGAAUCUCAAACAUCUUCCAUGGCUACUCCAUACGAUCCUGCUAACGCGAGCUUUGACACCCAGAGUGAAAGUCCUAGUGUUACACCAAAUAUAGAUUUCCAUUACUCCGAAUCGCCGGCGUCACCCACCGGAUUAACUGAUGCAAGUCCUCAAAUUGAUUACUCACCAUUUAAUUCAACAGCGGAUCAACCGUCAUCUCCAAUGGAAAAUAAUACGUCAGAAGUCAAUGUUGCAGACAAUAAAGAUACCGAACCUCCAUUUUACGGAUCUCCUGCCUCUCCAGAAGCUAAUGACAAUGAUACCGAACCUAAUUUUAAUGGAUCUCCUGCUUCUCCAGAAAUGAAUGAUCAUAAUGAUACCAAACCUAUUUUUUAUGGGUCUCUUGACUCUCCAAAUGUUAAUGGCAAUAAUGAUACCGAACCUACUUUUUAUGGAUCACCGGCUUCUCCUGAAUUUAAUGACCAAAAAGACAUUAAACCUAUUUUUUAUGGAUCUCCUGCUUCUCCAGGCAGCUAAAUUUAGCAUACUAAUUUUUUUACCUAAAAGUUAGGUAUUUACUUUUUUUUAUUAUAUUUCAUUAGAAGAGAAGUUUGUUUCAAUUACUUAGUCAUUUAUGUUUGUU
Molecule: messenger RNA, 3456 nt
Organism: Trichogramma pretiosum
Lineage: Eukaryota; Metazoa; Arthropoda; Insecta; Hymenoptera; Trichogrammatidae
Product: transcription elongation factor SPT5-like
Exons: 14
Coding region: 162-3350 (1062 amino acids)
Biological process (GO): transcription elongation-coupled chromatin remodeling; transcription elongation by RNA polymerase II; regulation of transcription by RNA polymerase II
Cellular component (GO): DSIF complex
Molecular function (GO): mRNA binding; protein binding
Source: RefSeq, a predicted model, not a curated record